ACUUGGAGACACUCAAGCAGCAAAAAUACGUGGCAAGGAUAUUAGAACGCAACUACAAUGACGUCACGACCGCCAUGCGGCAUAAUCUGGAAUAUUCUGGGGAAAAUUAUAUGAUCAAUGACAAAAAGAUAGAAAAGUACUAGAUUCAAACAGAUUCAAAUAUUUUUCGGAGCGUUACGGAACAAGUCAUCGCAAUCAUCAUCCACACAUCCACAGCACAGAAGAAGCUGCGUGUUUCUAAGAUAGUACAGGAAUAACGCGAAAAAUUAAAACUGCUUUUAAAAUAUAUAAAUCAAUUGAUUUGCAGAUAACUCUUAAUCGAUCAUCAUGGAUCUGUCUAUCAAUAAAAUCCAUCACAUUUUGUUGGAUGCUGCAUUACCAUCAACUAUUGAAGAUCUCAAAAAUCCAAAAGAAGAUUAUAUUGUGAAUUUGUUGACAGUAUUCUUAUCACGAUUUUGUAUCGAGGUAAACUUAAUUAAUCAGCCACUUCCGGAACAACACAUUGUUAUGACACAUUAUGAGGAUUCUGAUUUAAUCAAUCUGAUAAAUUUACAUACAAUUGUGACACAAAUAUUUGAUAAGAUAUUUCUACAUGAUUUUUGUUUUACUGAUAUCACUAAUCCUGGACAAAAACGACUUAAAAAACAUGCAAAAUUUCUUUCUAAUUUUGUAUUGUACACAAUGCACAAAAAGCCAGAAUAUAAUGAUAAAAAUGAUCAAAUUGAAGCUACAUCAAGGCUAUUAGAAGAACUAAAAGAAAGAAAUUUUCAAAUUGUGGAGUCAAUUAAUGAUAAAGCUAAGCACAAAUCAAAUCAGUCAUCUAUGAUAAAGAAACUGGAGAGUGAUAUACAUCAUAUAUCAACACAAAUAGAAAAAAUUAAUAAAAGUGAAUUACAACUUGAAGCAACGAAAAAUGAAGUACAAAAGAAAAACCAGAUUGCCAAAGAACAAUGUGGAUCUGUUAAAACAGCAAUGGGAAAAUUGUCCAAGGAGAUAGCUGAAUUACAGUCAGAAAUUGUAUAUUCACCAGAAGAAUAUCAAUCCCGUUUAGAUGCACUCAAAGAACAAAAGAAAUUAAAAUUAGAAGAACGUGAUAUAAUACAGGAAGCUAUUCAGGAAAAGAAACAAUCCAUAAAGCAAAUAGGAGAAAAAUUAAAUUUUGUCCCAAAAAUGAAUGAUAUAUUCUCUACUUUAAUAGAUACAGAUAAAGAAUUGAUAAGUAAGAAAACAAAGGUAAAUAAUAUUCAAAAGCAGAUUGACUCAUUAAAUAAUAUAUUGAAUGAAUGGCAGAAUAAAUUAAUAAUGCAUAAAGAUCAAAUGGAUACAGAAAUGAACAAACUACAGUUACAUCGUGAAGAAGAUAUUGUCCCUUUACGCAACUUGUGUAACCAACUAUUGAGUGAAAAAAAAGAACAGAAAACUAAAUUUGAUACAAAUCAAGACUACAUCAAUAAGAAAUAUUUGAAAAAGAAUAACUUAGAAGCAGACAUUAAGAAAAAAGAGGAAGAAACUGCAGUUCUUAUUUACAAUUGGGAAAAAAUGUAUAAUAAUGAAAUUGCUAAUGAACUCGAAAUUUGCAAGCAAGAGUAAAAAAGACUCUUAAAAAGAUUUGCAUGACAUUACAAUACUCUUAUAAAG
This is a messenger RNA of Camponotus floridanus (Florida carpenter ant), 1638 nucleotides long. Its product is annotated as probable kinetochore protein NUF2. Gene Ontology annotation, cellular component: Ndc80 complex; kinetochore. Bases 328 to 1590 code for a protein of 420 amino acids. NCBI's taxonomy places the organism in Eukaryota, Metazoa, Arthropoda, Insecta, Hymenoptera, Formicidae. The transcript has 10 exons. The record is from RefSeq and is a predicted model, not a curated record.